GUUGUUUACUGUUGGAAUUUUUUAAUUUUUUUUAAGAAAGUAAAGAAGUAAAAAGUAGUUGAAACUGCUGAACAAGAAAAAAGUUGCUCUGCAAUGCUUUAAUGAUUUGAUCAAAAACUUAUUUAUAGAGGAAUUUGUAACCUUCAGUUACAGAUUUUCAAUUGGAACAAUUUCUUGUCAGUGACGGCUUGAGCAACUUUGCAUCUUCUUUUAAUAUAGUCAAUUAACAAUGUUAAACUUCCAAGAUAUUGCACAAAUUACUGUAGAAGCAAUACAAGAAAAAAAUGAACUUCCUAACGAAGAGGAAAAAAAUACUCAACACCCUCGAGAUUUACGAAAUAAAAAGAUAAAAGAACAUAUAUCUUACAUGAUUGACAACUCUUCAUUUCACGGACUAUCUUAUAUAUUUGAUAAAAGACAUUCUAUUCGCCGUACAAUAUGGUUUUUCAUAACAAUAGCUGCGUUUGUUUACGCCAUGCAAAAAGUUUAUGAAAGUACAAUGAACUACUUUUCGUACCCGUUUUAUACCGCUCGUAUGAGAAUGUAUGUGAACCAGAUAAAUUUUCCAGCUGUAUCUUUCUGUAACUUGAAUGAUAUAAGAUUUAGUGUAAUGAACGGAACAAUUGUUGAUGACGCAAUUAUAAAUAAUAAUCAAGAAGCAAAUAUAACAGGGGAAGAAAUGAGAACUUUUAUUCAAGCAGCUAGACAUACAUUAAAAGAAAUGUUAGUAGAUUGUGACUUUGAAGGUAAGAAAUGUUCUUACGAAAACUUUACAGAAUUUAGUUGGAUGCAGGGAGAAAGUUGCUUUACUUUUAAUUCUGGCAAACCUCCUCACACUCUGUUGAAGGUGAACGGAGCAGGUAUAAAUAGAAGCUUGAAACUCACCAUCAACGUCCAACACUAUGAAUACUAUAGAGAUAAAAUGGAUGCUGGUAUUCAUUUAAUUUUACAUGGACAAGAUGAGACACCGGUUAAAAUGCGAGGUCUACAUCUUCCACCUGGGUUUACAUCAUAUAUUCAAAUAGAGAAAAAGACGAUCAUAAAUUUAGAAGCACCGUACAAAACAAAAUGUGGUUCAGUAGAGUUAAAAUAUUUUGAUAGCUACUCGAUGCAUACUUGCUGGCUUGAACAACUUACAGACCAUGUUUACAAAGUGUGUAAAUGUAAAGAUGUUUUUAUGCCAGGAGAUAUUCCGAUAUGUUCGUUUGAUGAAGCAUUUAACUGCAUGUGGCCUCAAUGGGAAACAUUUGAUAAACUGAAAUUAUAUCAUUGUCCGUUACCUUGUAAAAUUGACUCGUACGCUGUAAGUCUUUCUCGAGCUCUAUUUCCUACGGCUCGUUAUGCUAGUAGUUUGGCAAAUGAACUCCGAAAACAUCAACAUGUGGCCAUGAAUUUAAAAAGUAAUGCUGAUGAACUAGCUUUUAUGAGGGAAAAUUUACUUCGUCUUGUAAUUUAUUACGAUGAUUUAUCGUAUGAGUUACUUGAACAGAAACCAAACUAUGACACAUUGGUGUGGCUAGGAGAUGUUGGUGGUCAGAUAGGAUUGUUUAUAGGAGCGGGAGUGAUGUCAUAUUUCGAAUUCAUUGAUUGCUUAGCAAUGAUACUCUACACCAGAUUUUUUGAAAAAUUUACGACUAAAUAAAACAGCAUGAUUUGAUUGGUUAUAGUCAAUGAUUUGAGAAAAGAUUGGAGAAAAGAGUAUUGACUUCAUAAAUUUUAUAAGAAGCUAUUAUUAUAGAAUGUAGUAUUUAUUUUUGAUAACAUUUGAAAUAAUGAA
Molecule: messenger RNA, 1777 nt
Organism: Hydra vulgaris (swiftwater hydra)
Lineage: Eukaryota; Metazoa; Cnidaria; Hydrozoa; Anthoathecata; Hydridae
Product: acid-sensing ion channel 1
Biological process (GO): sodium ion transmembrane transport
Cellular component (GO): plasma membrane
Molecular function (GO): ligand-gated sodium channel activity
Source: RefSeq, a predicted model, not a curated record